Molecule: messenger RNA, 5153 nt
Organism: Carcharodon carcharias (great white shark)
Lineage: Eukaryota; Metazoa; Chordata; Chondrichthyes; Lamniformes; Lamnidae
Product: SH3 domain and tetratricopeptide repeat-containing protein 1
Exons: 18
Coding region: 228-4349 (1373 amino acids)
Molecular function (GO): protein binding
Source: RefSeq, a predicted model, not a curated record
GUGUGUUCCAGUCUGACAUCCUCGGGGAACUUGGAGGGUUUAAAAAAAAAGGCUGAUCGGGACAGUGAACAUAAUGUUCAACAUCAUGUGGCACAUUUUCCCAAGAAUAACACCAUGAAACGGGUCGGGGCUGAGCGGGCAGCAUUUAGGAAGACGGAACAUCCCGUGAGGGUGCUGCCAAAGCGUCUCGGCAGAGCCAAGUUUGGCUUUCCAGCAGGUUUGUGGUUAUGGAGGAUGCAGAGUUGGGUGAUGCUCUCACGAGGGAGGAUUUCCUUCUGUACACCAUCGAGGAGGAGAGGUCGAGUCUGAUUUCUGAAAGCAAUGUCCGGGAUCCCUGUUUGAACGGCCGGGAGGUGGGGGAACCCGGAAGCGGCGACCCUGACAGCAAGUUCCUGGGUAAGCCGGCAACAGGAGUCAGUCCCCCAGACAUGGUACCGGACUCAGACGGGAAAAAGUCCUUCCAUUCAUCUACAAGAUCCGCAGACAACCUAGUGGAAUCCAAUGCAGGCUCAACAGCCGGAAAGCAAGGAGGCUCAGAUAUUUUACUGAAACUGAUAAUGAAGCGACAAACAACAGGACUUCCUGACGUUCAGCUACAGGACAAGCUGAGAGGAAAGCUGCGCAUUCUAGAGAAUGACUGUGGAGAGGUCAUAGCCCUCUUUAGUCUUUCCCUUUACCUAUAUCCAUCUUGUGGUAAAUUGUUGGAACUUUCAGCUAGACUGCUGUCCAUACAUAGUGACCAAGACUUGAUUGUGAUCACUUUUAAAACAUUUGAAGAAAUUUGGAAAUUUUCAACGUAUCACUCACUAGGCUUUAUUGGCCACUGCAUGGAGAACCUACUGCUAGAUCAAGGCUUUUGGCUGAAUUGUAUCGAUGAAAAGGAUGCCAGGAUUGAGGUGCAGAUAAGUGAAGAAUCUCUCAAAAUAAUGUACAAAGGCCUUCUUUUACAGGAAGGAAUGUUUUUUGUAAGUUAUCCAUUCAGUCUUCAGAAAAAUGAAGAAAAUGACCAGGAGCCCAAACAGAAUGACCUUGUUGUUGUUGACAAUGCAAAAAGUGGUUCUAAAUGGUCAGGGCAGUCUCUGGUCAGUGGAAAGAAGGUUUUGCUUCCAAAAUCACACAUGGAGCUUCUCAUCCCUUUUCAUCAAUGGUUUUUCAAAAGGUACAGUGGAGGCAUUGAUGCACCAAAUAACAUGAUAGCAGAAUUUUCUCAACCACUUGGACAGGGGUGCUGCAUUGCAAUGGUUGAUUACAAUGGUUUUGGAGCUGACGAGUUGAGCUUCCAGCCGGGGGACAGGAUUGCAAUCAUCGGCUUUCUCAGCACAUGUCUGCAGUGGUUCCUGGGGAGAAAUGAAGCAAGUGGAAAAAUUGGGUUUGUGAAAAUAAAUCACGUGAAGCCAAAAGAUUUCAUGCCACUGGCAAACGAUCUGCUGUUCAUUGAUGAAGCAGAGAAAUACUUUUUUGUGGAGCAAGAUGAGUUUAAUGAAGAAGAUUCUUUGAAGAUGCUCAAGCAGAUGAUUCAGACUGACAUCAGUACAAUCUAUCGAAUGGAUAAAUUGGGACCAUCGAAUCCACAAUAUGAGGAUGAAAAAGGAGAACAGCAAACUCCAAGCACUCAAGAAAUGGAAUUGCUGAAAAUCAAGCUGAAUAAGGCUGUAAAUGGGUUGAAAGAGAAAAACCAUAUUCCUUCAGGCGAUGGGAGGGAAACUAUUGAACAGAAUUCUGUAAGAUGCGACCAAGGAGAUGGACUCGUCUCUGAGGAGCCCUGGCUCUUUGUAGGCCACACAGGAGACCUGGACAAUCCUGAAGCAUUUCACCCUUUAUUAGUCAUGCUCAAUAAUGAGGAAUACAGCAAGCACUUCAAAAACUUGUACGACUCCGGUUUUUCCUUUCUAAAAUCCACUUUUUAUGGCUAUAGUGAAGAGGAAGAAGUGGUUCAUUAUCUUGAGGUGGCAAGAGAAGCAGCAAGAAAGCAACAGAUGCAAUGGGCUCAAACAAGAAUCUGUUUUCUACUGGGCAGAAUGUGUGCCAGGAAGCUCAAGUACUCUCAGGCCAGAGUUUAUUUUGAAGAGGCUCUCUGUGUAAUGAAGGGACAAUUCACAGACCUAUUUCUCUUAAUCGCUCUGUAUACAAACCUUGUUGCUAUAUACUUGAAACAGAAAAACAAAGAGAAGUGCUCUGCCAUUUUUGAGAAGAUUGCAGCCUUACUCUUGGGUACCCCAAACUACAUUUGUACCACUGAAAUGGAAGCUGAAGUUCUGAAAUACAUUUUAGGGAGGGCGGUGCUGUCAAAAAAUAAGCAUGCUGAAGCAAGAGUGUGCUUUCUUCUAGCUAAACUUCAUAUAAAUCUUAAACAGUAUGAUGAUGCAUUGCCUUUCAUUGAGAGACUACAGUUUUUGAGAAAUACCAUAAUUUUAGAAAGCAGAAGCUCUUUAGACUUUCAUUUUACAUUAGGAUCACUGUAUUAUCGAAAAUGUUUGCCAAAUCUUGCUAUAAGCUGUGUAAAACUUUCUUGCGUACAACCUACAAGAACUUUAAUGGAUUGUUUAAAAGGUGCUGACUUUGUCAUGAAAGGAGCCUCAAAGCUCUGUGGAAUGGGUAGAGUCACUCCCACAAUUCCAGCACAAGUAGCACCCUACCUUAAAUGGGCACUUGCGUUAGUUAACAUCCUUGAACGGGGCGACAUUAGCCGAGCCAUUUGCCUCAGCUUGUCAGAGGUUUACAAAUUGCAUGGAAUGUAUGGAAAAGCGGUUCAUUACAUCAAAAUGGCCAUUAACAUAGAAACCUCCAGUAGUACUGAGGAGAUGGUUGAUGCACUCAUUUCUCUUGCAUGGUUGCACAUUCUGAACAGCCAACCUGCUAAAUCCGUUGUUAUUUUAAAGAAAAUACUGGAGUGGCCUUCUGUUCAGAGUUGUCCUGUACAGCAGGGGAUUGUUUACAAUAUGGUUGCUAUCUCCAUGAGAAGAAUGAGAAAUGUCAAGGAAGCUGCUAAGAACUAUCGCAGAGCCCUAUCAAUUUCUGCGGAUUCAGGAAUGAAAUUUAACCAAGCUAUUGCAAAUGCUAAUUUUGGCUUGCUCUGUCGUUGGGCAAAGGCUCAUGGACUUUCAGAACAAUUUCUUUUAAAGUCCAUUCAUAUCUUCUCUGAACUACAAAAUGUUGCCUCUGAUGAAAGUUUUAUUCAGGUUCUAAUUAUGCUGGGAGAUUACUACAUUGAACAAGAAUUAAAAGAAAAUGGGAUAUUUUGUUAUGAAUGGGCACUUUUAAUCGCACUGAAAGCAAAUCUUAUUGAAAGCCAAGUACGAGCCACUCAGUUGCUGUGCCAGUUUUACAAUUCUGUCCUACCUAAUGAGGCCCAGUGCAUCAUCUACAAUGAGUUUCUGCUUUACCUCACUCGUAAGCUGGCAGACAAGGAACUGGAGGGACAUGUUUUACAAAAUACCAGUCAACUCUACCUCACCCUGGGAACUGAAAGGGCAUUCAGAUCAGCACUGGAGUAUACCAAACGGAGCCUUGGAAUCUUUAUCGAUCUGGAGAAGAAGGAGAAGGAAGCAUAUGCUUGGCUGCAGGCUGGAAAGAUAUAUUACAUUCUAGGAGAAAAUGAAUUGGUGGACCUGUAUAUACAGGUUGCUCAAGAUGCUGCUGUGAGCACAGAAAAAUUGGAGUUCGCAAUGGAAGUUUUCGAAGCUGCAGGGGAUGUGUUUUUUAACGGAUCCCGGGAUAGAGAAAAAGCCAUUUCCUUCUUUAGGGAUCAAGCACUUCCCCUCGCUAUCAAAGUUGAAAAUACAAAGGUGGAGCUCAGACUCUGUAACAAGCUGACAGGACUACUGCUGCAUUUGAAGACUUAUGCAGAAGCCCUAGAAUAUGCCCAAACUGCUCUGACACUCAGUGUGACCCUUGGAGACGCACUCAAUGAACGGGUUGCUUAUCAUCGACUGGCAAUAGUACAUCAGUCCCUUGGUCAGUGUGAGCUGGCUGAACACUUCUAUCUGAAGGCACUUUCCCUUUGCUCCUGUCCACUGGAGUUUGAUGAGGAGACAAUUUACUAUGUCAGAGUUUAUGUACAACUGGGAGAUAUGAUAUUCUAUGAUCUUAAGGAUCCAUAUGACGCAGCAGGCUACUACCACUUGGCUCUCGCCGCAGCUAUGGAUUUAGGCAGUAAGAAAUCGCAGCUGAAAAUCUGCACCAGGCUUGCCACAAUCUACCACAAUUUCCUUGUGGAUCGGGAAAUGUCACUCUACUUCUAUCAGAAAGCAAGAAAAUUGGCCAAUGAGCUGAAUAUUCGAAGAUUAAAUCUAUCCCCAGACCAGUAUUAUAAAACUGUAGCACAGGCACCUUUAAAAUCCUUCUUUUAAACAGGAAAUGGCUACUGCGACUUCAAAACAAUUUGCUUGAAGGGACAGUAACAAAGAUUAGGUCAUUCUGUUUGGGUGCAAAAUGUAAGUGGCUGACCUUGAAGUCUUUUUUCUGGUUUUACCUCCAUUUCUUCCUCCUUGCAUUGUUUAAGAUUUGGAUUUCCUCCAGACAGAAACAGCAGUCAGUGCCAGAGCUGUGAAACAUUUUUCUUUGUAAAAGGUUCAUUACAGCUUAUGUUGGUUUCUGUUUUCCUUAAAAAUGUUUGCAGGUAACUGUUUCAAAUUGUAUAGUUUUACGGUAGAACAAUGUAACAAAAAUGUAUGGAAGAACAAGUUAGAUACAUCAGCAGCUGAGAUUGAAGUGCAUUGAGAAUGUCACUGUUUAAUACUGACAUUGUUGCCAUUUGAACUGAGCUAGAUCAUUCCUAUUCAAAGUUUCAUUAUUGUUUCCUUAUUGUUCUUCUCUUUCCAUUUUUCUCCAUAAUUUUAUUGACAGGGCACUUGACUGAUAGUGCAUAGCAAAUAUGAGUUCUACAACUACCCGUGGUCACAUUCAUUAAUGUGCACCCAUUCAUGAAUAAUGUAGAAAAUAAAUGUUAUUUGUCAAUCAAAUACCAAUAAUUAUGAAGACAUUGCUAUUUACAGAUGCUGUACAGGUUGGUCGCAAACAUUUUGGGGAUAAUUGUAUAUUGUUCAUUGUUUAGCUGAAUAGCAUUUUUAAGAAAUUUAAAUGAGGGACAAAUGGUUGCUUGCUACCCUACUGAAUCUGAAAUGUAAAACAAAUAUAUCACUCCUCAUUUGUCA